AUGCCGCUAUGGCGUAAAUGGCACGUUGCUGCUGUUGCGGAAUGGCGAUCCGCAAUGUGCCCUUGCCUCGUUCGCUUCGCCGAUGGGUGGCCGGAAGAGAAGCUCCAGGAGAGAGGGGCACCAUCCAAGGUGUUCCCCUCUUUUUGGGCCAAUGUGAGUUGCCUCAGCGAUGGAGAGAGGGACUUUUUCGUGCAGUGCGUGGAGCACAUUCGCUACGGCGUGGGUAUGGGUACAACGCCGUCGGCGCAGAGAGCGAUGGAUCGCCUGAGUGAAGGAAGAAUGGCGUGCCAUCACACAGUCGGAGCUUCGGCAGAUGAUACAACGACCACAAUAUGUGACGUUUUGCUAAUGCCUGAUGGGAGGCCGUGUAUUGGAUGGUUUCUGGACAAGUUUGAGUUUCACCACUACGCUGCUGUCAUUGCCGCAUUCGAGGAGCGGUGGCGUGUCUCGUCAGGUGCCCUGUGGUCGCUGAAGGAUCGCAGCAUUAAUGCCCAGUUGAACACAAUGACUUUCAGCAACCGUCAGGAUAGUGUGUUCGGCGAUUCUGAAGAGCUGUCAAUCGAACGGAUAAAUGCCAAUGUGCUACGACACGCCAGGGGUGUGGAUAAGAGUUUGCCUUGCGACGAAGGCGGUAUCGCUGGAAUACACCAUUUGUCCCUCUCUCUUCUAAAGAAUCCCACAGAGGCGAAGAGCGAAUCUCUACUUGUGUCUUUAAACAAUUACAUCGAGUCAGCAAAAGAGGUGAAUGAAGGCAUGACAAGUUACCCUAUUCUCUGCCGUUCGCUUGGCUGCCUGUUGGCAUCGAAGCUACCUGAGGAACUUGGUGGUGUUAAUGACACGCGUAAGCGUGCGAUUGGUGCAGCGAUUCAUUCCAUGACGGUGCCUGACGAGAGUAUGCAGGCUUAUCAACAACUCGUGGGAGACUCACUGGACGCUGUUGAGGGCAAACAGUUGGGUCCACUCCCUCAUUCAACCUUCCGUGCGUUGACAGCUGCUGUGCACAAGCUUCUUCAUGGAGGCCUAGAUGAUGCGGAGAGGAUACUGAAGUGGUUUCCGAUCGUUGUGACACUCUGUCUAUUGGCACCCACACCGAAAGCAAGAGACGAUGCCAUCUACGCCGCACUACUUGUAGUUCCCUCUAUUGACGGAUACAUGAGUGCAUACGAAUCUUCUGUUUUACAGCAACACUCCACUGCUGAAAAGCAGCAGCAGCAUCAUAGCGAUGGCGAGUACUCCCGCGGAGAUGUGGGCCUUGUCGAUCAUAUCGCGAUGAAUCGCGUGCUCUGCGGUGAGAGUUGCGCCGCUCCACGUGCUGCAAGUGCUGCGGCUCCAAAACCGCUUUUCACAAGCUACAGUGGGGUCUGGAUGCCAGGGGUGGGGUUGGAUUCAUCCUUCUACUUUUCCAAUCUUAUUGCGGCGUGCGAUGCGCUUGCAGGCUUGCUGGGCGUGCCGGAUUCGUUGCAACACACUCACAAUGCCUCUCAAAGGGCCGUGCAUCGCCUUCGGCACAAGCUUCGUGUCCAUGCCUUCCGCCGGUUUGGCUUUGUCAACGCCUCUAAAUUGUGGGGAUCUGAGUUUCGAAACAGGGCGCUGCCAUUUUUUAACGCCCUGCAAACAUCUUUGAUUCCUUCUCCGAAUAUCGCCGUCUUCCGUUUCAGAAACAGUGAGCUGAUGCCGAAGCCGUUUGAUGCCGUGGAGGAACCGCUGUCCUUAAUGCGGUUGCUCACCCCGCUGUACCUUCACUCGCCUGGCGCCUCCCCCUGCUUUUGGGUGGAGUGUGGCACCGUCCAGGAGCUGGAGUUUUUGGCCGUUAAGGCGGGUGAUGGAAAGCGGAUACGGUGCCUAUUCACACCAAACAGUCGAGGAGCCAACAUUUCGAUGGAAUAUGACGCAAAUCAGGGUGUCUUGUCGUCUCUGGCUGCCGCUGCGGUGAACGAGCUUAAGAAGGGGCCCGAGACUCGCUUCGUGGAUGUGGCUGCCUACGUACAAGAAGGCAGAGUUAUUACACGUUUGCUGUUGCCGUCUGCUCGGCCAGGCUAUGAUGGGGCGUGGCCAAGCAUAAACGAAAAUAAAGACUGA
Messenger RNA from Trypanosoma grayi, 2079 nucleotides. RefSeq lists its product as hypothetical. The record is from RefSeq and is a predicted model, not a curated record. The coding region runs from base 1 to 2079 and encodes 692 amino acids. Lineage: Eukaryota; Euglenozoa; Kinetoplastea; Trypanosomatida; Trypanosomatidae. The transcript has a single exon.